Messenger RNA from Oikopleura dioica, 804 nucleotides. Lineage: Eukaryota; Metazoa; Chordata; Appendicularia; Copelata; Oikopleuridae. The record is from the annotation of a GenBank genome assembly.
AUGGAAGCACGGGCGCUUUACGAUUUCAACGGUCGAUCGUCCGAUGAGCUCAGUUUUCGUCAGGGAGAUUUCCUGACUGUUAUUGAUAUCCAAAAUGAACACCACAGAGCCGAAUUUCAAGGAAGAACUGGUUACGUUCCUGCGAAUUAUGUCGAACUUCUGCCUAAUCCAUGGUUCCACGGCGGCGUGCCCAGACAACAUGCCGAACAGAUUCUCUCCAGACAAGAUCUGCCUCGAGGGGCGUUUUUGAUCCGCGCGUCUGAAAAGAGUGGCGGUCCGGGUGCUUUCUCGUUGUCGGUGAAGAAUACCUCGCAUAGAAAUUUGGUCGAACACUAUCGAAUUUUGAAGAAUCAACAGGGUCAAUAUCAUCUCUGGUCAGAAACGUUCUUCAGUCUCAACCAACUCGUUCAUCAUCACAUGCAGCACUCGGUGAGCCGAGAAACAGAUCUUCGACUCGUUGAAGUCAACUUAAAUCAAACGCAACAAGUCGAAACAUUCCAAGCCGUCUCUGCUUAUCGUUUCAAAAGUGAAGUCGGCGACGAAUUGGGCUUCGAGCCUCACACGAGGAUCCAAGUUCAUGUUUCAGUUCCUGGACAAGAAAAGAGCAAUCUAGAUAGCGACUGGUGGUUUGGGCAUCUAGAAUCGAACCCCGAAAAACGCGGCUUCUUUCCGAAAAAUUACGCGAAUGUAAGCGACCAACAAAAUGAGAUUGCCCAGCUCAAGGGGCAAUUAACGGAGUUCGAACGCGUCCUGAUUCUUGAAAAUGAAGCUCAUGAAUUGACGAAAAAGAAAAUGACAAUCUGA